AUGUUUCAUGUUAAUAUGCUUUCCUGUCUUCUCCUUUUGUUUCUUUAUUACAGGAUUCCUCUCUACGCUGGUGUUCUUAUAACAAUCACAGACACAUUCGUUUUUCUGUUCCUCGACAAAUAUGGUCUGCGUAAAUUAGAAGCAUUCUUUGCAUCGUUGAUAAUAGUGAUGGCCUUUACAUUUGGAUAUGAGUACGUGGCCGCAGCUCCAGACCAGGGCCAGGUCAUGAAGGGGUUGUUUGUACCCUCCUGUGGGGACUGUGGAGAACAGGUGAUCCUGCAAGCUGUAGGGGUCAUAGGGGCCAUCAUCAUGCCUCACAACAUCUACCUGCAUUCUGCGUUAGUCAAGUCUCGAGACGUAGAGAGGAGCAAGAAAGAGGCCGUGAAAGAAGCAAACAAGUACUACUUCAUUGAGGCCAGUAUUGCUCUCUUGAUCUCCUUCAUCAUCAACCUGUUCGUCGUCUCUGUCUUCGCUGAAGGACUUCAUGAUAAAACAAAUGCACAAGUGCAUAACAAGUGUGUGGAGCACAACCUUAACAUGUAUAUUGAUGUUUUCCCAAAUAACGAUACAUUAGUGGAGAACGUUGAUUUAUACCGAGGGGGUGUCUUUUUGGGCUGCCAGUAUGGUGCUGCUGCCCUCUACAUUUGGGCUGUGGGCAUCCUGGCAUCAGGUCAAAGUUCAACCAUGACCGGUACCUAUGCAGGGCAGUUUGCCAUGGAGGGCUUUUUAAAUCUGAAAUGGUCACGCUGGAGAAGGAUCGUUCUGACCCGGUCUAUCGCCAUCUGUCCCACCAUCCUGAUAGCGAUCUUCAGUGGUAUUGAUGAUCUCACUGGGAUGAAUAAUCUACUUAAUGUUCUGAUGAGCUUACAGCUUCCAUUCGCACUUAUUCCCAUCCUGACCUUCACCAGUAGUAAGCCUCUCAUGGAUUCAUUCAAAAAUAGUCUGUUAUCUAUCAUAGCGUGCAGCUUGCUAGCUGUCUCGGUGAUAGGCAUCAACAUCUAUUUCGUAGCCGUUUUCCUACCCACACUACCACAGCACUGGGCGAUGUAUAUCUUUGAAGCCAUUUUGUUGCUGGUCUACUUUGCCUUCAUAUUUUACCUGGUUGCCUUCUUUGUACAAUUGCUUGGAUGGAAAUUUCCACCAUCAAUACAGCGCUUCUUUACGGCCGCAACAACGUCCUACAGUCUGGACAACACAGAGUACCACGCAGAGGAUGAUAACGUGGAGCUCUCGGGAUCCUACGGUCAGCAACAACUCGCUUCCUACCCGGAGGAGGAUGACACGCCCGGCGACGCCCUUAGAGAUUAGCUGGAGAGGGGAGGCGAUGCCCAUUGCACAAUGUUGCAAACCCACUUGCUUGCUUAUACCGGCGCAAUCAAAUUGUGUCAAUGGUCAUGCAUGUUGGAACCAUACUUUCCGAUAAGACGAGCUAAGCAUUACAUGUAUUUAUAUUUUUCUUUAGUAAAACCUUGCAAGUUCCUUAAGAUGUGAAAACCAAGUUAGCCUUUGUCUCUUUCAGAUAUUAUAUUUCUAUUGUAACUCGUAGGGAUCAUACAAAAUAGCUCUUUUGUACUAAAUAUAUGCUUUUCCAUGUCCAGACUGCUUCUUGUCAUGCCGGAAGGCAGGUCCUUUGCUGACAAGGAGCUUUCAAAGACUUCAUUUUAUCUUUCAAAUAGGUGCUAAAUAUCAUUUUCUCAUUGUCAAAAUGUUAAAGGGUGGCAUUAGUAGUUGCCUCUUUUAUUUUUUGUACAUACCUUCUUAAAAGAAUUUUCAGAUAUUUAUUGAUUUUAGUAAUAUCAAUUAUGUUUGUGGUUUACUCUAUCUCAAAGUCCUUUGCUGACAAAAAGCUUUCAAAGACUGUACUAGUUACUUCAAAAUGGGUGCUAACUGUUAUUAUCUCAUUGUCAAAAUGUUAAAGGGUGGCAUUAGUAAUUGCCUCUUUUAUUUUUUGUACAUUCCUUCUUAAAAGAAUUUUAAGAGAUUUGUUGAUUUAGUAACAUCAAUUAUGUUUGUGGUUUACUCCAUCUCAAAACCUUUCUCAGCUCACAUGGUAAAAGUAACAUGUACACUUGUAUGUCAUGUCAACAGGGUAUAGGGUCAUUCACAAUUUCACACAACUUGGUAAACGGCAGCGGUUUAUCUUAUGAAGACAUAUAAAUGCGUGAUAUGCUCAACAUUUCUUUUUAAGACACAGAUAGUGGGUAUGCAUCAUAGGAGUGCUGUUGUGUAGGCUAUUUUUUUAAAUUAAUUGUCAUUUACAUUACUACCAUUCAUUUACCCAAAAAAAGAUAGGAGGAAAAAAAAAAAAAAAAAAAAAAAAUGCUGCAUUUCAUGUGCCUUGUGUGAGUGGGCCAUAAAAGGGAUAAUAUUUCUCAAGCUGAAUAUACAUAAUAGAAACCAAAAGGACCUGCUGCAUGACAAUUAAUUCUGAUUUGUGUUACAUGUGUGCUUUAUGUACACUGUAUGUAUUGUGUGUGCAUGUGAAUUGAUCCCGGCAUGCUGCAUUGUACCCUGUAUACAGUUGAAUCAUGUUAUAAAGAACACAAUUACAAUGUGUUGGACUGUUGGUCCGUCUUCUUUGAAUUCUAUUGCUUUUUAAAGGUAAAGACCAGUUUUGGAAACGCCCCCCUCUCAAAAA
Molecule: messenger RNA, 2638 nt
Organism: Strongylocentrotus purpuratus (purple sea urchin)
Lineage: Eukaryota; Metazoa; Echinodermata; Echinoidea; Camarodonta; Strongylocentrotidae
Product: natural resistance-associated macrophage protein 2
Exons: 11
Coding region: 1-1308 (435 amino acids)
Biological process (GO): metal ion transport
Cellular component (GO): plasma membrane
Molecular function (GO): cadmium ion transmembrane transporter activity; iron ion transmembrane transporter activity; manganese ion transmembrane transporter activity
Source: RefSeq, a predicted model, not a curated record